Messenger RNA from Eufriesea mexicana, 1485 nucleotides. RefSeq names its product protein gooseberry. Bases 1 to 1485 code for a protein of 494 amino acids. Gene Ontology annotation, molecular function: RNA polymerase II cis-regulatory region sequence-specific DNA binding; DNA-binding transcription factor activity, RNA polymerase II-specific. Gene Ontology annotation, biological process: anatomical structure development; regulation of transcription by RNA polymerase II. The transcript is spliced from 5 exons. The record is from RefSeq and is a predicted model, not a curated record. NCBI's taxonomy places the organism in Eukaryota, Metazoa, Arthropoda, Insecta, Hymenoptera, Apidae.
AUGACGGUGACCACUAACUUCUCGAUGAUGCGACCUUGCUUCACUGGAUACCCUUUUCAAGAUUUGGGAUCGAUACCAGGCCAAGGACGCGUCAAUCAGCUAGGCGGUGUGUUUAUAAACGGGAGACCACUGCCUAAUCACAUUCGACUGAAAAUCGUCGAGAUGGCUGCUGCUGGUGUCAGACCUUGCGUCAUUUCGAGGCAACUGAGGGUGUCACACGGAUGCGUCUCGAAGAUCUUGAACCGAUAUCAAGAAACCGGAAGCAUCAGGCCAGGCGUGAUCGGCGGCAGCAAGCCCAGAGUGGCCACGCCGGAAGUGGAGGCCAGGAUCGAGGAAUACAAACGCGACAAUCCGGGAAUCUUCUCGUGGGAGAUCCGGGACAGGCUGAUCAAAGAGGGAAUCUGCGAUAGAACCAGCGCCCCCAGUGUUUCCGCCAUCUCAAGGCUCCUCAGAGGUCGCGAUCCCGAGGACGAAGCUAAACUUGGCGACGGGAAGACCAGUUCCGGAUCCGACUGCGAGAGCGAACCAGGGAUUCCUCUGAAGAGGAAGCAACGCAGGAGCAGAACGACAUUCACUGCCCAUCAGUUAGACGAAUUGGAACGAGCUUUCGAGAGGACUCAGUACCCUGACAUUUAUACCAGGGAAGAACUGGCGCAGAGGACGAAGCUAACCGAGGCUAGAAUCCAAGUGUGGUUCAGCAACCGAAGAGCCAGGCUCAGGAAGCAGUUGUCCUCUACCACUUCCGGUGGUUACGUCAGCUCCGUGGCAUAUCCUGCAGCUUCUUACGUUCUUCAUCCCCCGGCACCGCCUCAUCCGCACGCAGCGACAGCCGUUCCACCGAGUCAUCCUCAUCCACACCCUCAUGGACAAACCUUGCCAGACACCACCUUCUCGUCCAGUCAAGUUCCAGAGCUGUACUCCUCGCACCACGGCACGAUGUCCCACCAGCUGACGUCAGAUUCCAGUCGUCUGCCCUCAUCGGUCGGGUCCACGCCGACCUACGGUCUUCCGGCGUCAGUGACCUACCCCAGUUCCCUGCUGCCACCGACAUCGUCCACCAGCACCACUCACAUGAGCCACCAAGUGUCCCCGGUGGCCGCGUCCUCGACCUACCAGCAGGCCAGUGGCCACCAGCUCCCACCGACCCCAAACUCCCUGGUCACCAUGAUGGGCCCAAACUCAGGCAGCUCGAACCCGGCGUCGGACCAGCUCACCUCGUCGGAUCUGCCCAUCAGCUCGGUGUCACCUGUCCAGCAGCAGCAGCAGCAGCAACAGCAAGGCAGCCAGGGGAGCACCUCGCCGUCCUGGAACCUGCCCAUCUCUGCUGCAGGAAGAGUCGGUCUCCCCAGUCCACCGACUGGUCUUCAGCAACCACACGCGCACACGGCACAUCCCCAUCAAGCCUUCGCCAGCCACUAUGGCGCCCAGGGAUUCCAACAACCGCCUAGACCUGCUCCCCAUCAACCGUUCUACAGCUGGUACUGA